AUGAGGGUUAAGAACUUCCUUGCCCACUUUUGGCUCGUAUUCACCGACCUCGUCGCCAGCACCCCGGUUGCCACCGCCGGCCCCCUCCGUCUGCCUCGAAAGCCACCGCCACCAAGCAAGACCCCCUCGAAUCCACAUGCGUCUACAUCACCGCCACUGAGUUGCAACCUCGUGGUCCCUACCGCUAAGAGCUGGGAAGACAACAAAGACGACAUCGGCGAGUUUGCUAGAACGCACUGGCUCCGCUACCUAGAGGACCCUUCCUACAAGACGUUUCCCUUGUACCUGCGCGAUCACUUUGCUCGCGAUCUAGCGCCAAGUUCCUUAUUCUGCGACACUGUUGGAGCUUGUGGGUUCUCCUAUCAAGCUUUGAACCCAGAGCUAUCGCAACAUGACAAACAGAUGGCAUAUUACGUGUUCGAGCAGAUAGCCGGUGUGAAUCAUCUGUUCAAGAGUCAGCGCAUAGGUAUGCAGGAGGCUGCAUCGUACAUUGACGGCAAAAUACCCGAACUCAUUCGGACGUAUAGCGCUGCGCCACGUAUAGAGCGGCAGCUACAAAAGAAACUCGACGAUCGGAGAAGGAACGAGAAACUAGGAAUGGCUGUUGGUUCUGCGCUACUGAUGUUAGCUGGUGGGGCAAUAGCCGUCCCCGGAGUGCUUGGCCUGGAGGAGACGAUAGUAGUUCCGCUCACAAACAUGAUGACGAACACCUACAUCUCCAUUGUUGGUAUGAUCAACGCAGCUCCUCGCGAUCCUAGACACCUCACUUUUGACGUGGAGGAGAAUAUACGUGGAUCACUCAACGAGUUUCGCCAUAUAAUGCUGAGUAAUCUCACGUAUGAUAUGAAGUCGUUUAUGGAAGGCGACAAGAACCACCUUGAGCAAGAUUUGAUCGGCAUCUUAGAAGGGGACUACUUCUUCAGAAGAGAUGAGAACAUACAAUCCGCUAUCUGGAGGAUGCCCGAGGAGAUGAUGUUCAGCAGCGUGAUCAACGGACUCUGGGCACAGGAGAGAUCGGACAUCGUUUGGGCGGAUGCAACAUUUCGUGGCUGUCAAUACGAUUCGCGUGGACCUUCAGAAAACCGGGUCUGCCUCGAUGAAGAUCCAAAGUCCGUGUACUAUCUCUAUUCUUUGGAUGUGUCCCGGGAGUAUGACAGUUUUACUAACGACAAAGCCCUCAUCCACGGUCCCACUGGUUACCGAAACUUCGUUGAGGGACAGAGAGAUACUACGUACGGACUUACCAAAGAAGAUAUCAUUCGUUCCUCGAUUUUCGUUCACGAGCACAAGCUGCAGAACGCCAUAGAAGAUCUGGAUUAUCGUGCAGUCUCUUCGGCUCUGGAACGCGGGAAGAACCUGGGCAAGAACUAUGGAAAGUUUCCAGGUACUUACAGGCUACCCAUUUCCCGCAACCCAGGCGGCGCAGCCAUCUGCAGCGUCUGGUCCCAAAAGGCUCGCAACUACCCAUGCAUGAGCGGCGAAUUUGGCUGGAACGACGGUACGUGGAGUCUGGAGAAAGACGAGACCUUCGACUUUCUCGUCCAGACCGGCCUUAUGUUUUCUGAGGAUUGGGAGGACUUUUGCAAUCAUAACGGCCAUUGUAAAGGAGACAAUGAUAUCGACUGGCACUCUCGAUUCGAAGGGUUGCGGAAAGAGGGUGAUCCGAAGAUUUCGAAGGGCUUGAAACACCCUUUUAAGAAGUGCAAACAGAAGACGGAGCACGGGGUGGGCGAACCUUGGCGCGACUUCGACGAGAAUCCUCCUUUGCGCUGA
Molecule: messenger RNA, 1773 nt
Organism: Alternaria atra
Lineage: Eukaryota; Fungi; Ascomycota; Dothideomycetes; Pleosporales; Pleosporaceae
Exons: 1
Coding region: 1-1773 (590 amino acids)
Source: RefSeq, a predicted model, not a curated record